Malus domestica (apple) is the source of this 2913-nucleotide messenger RNA. The record is from RefSeq and is a predicted model, not a curated record. Lineage: Eukaryota; Viridiplantae; Streptophyta; Magnoliopsida; Rosales; Rosaceae.
UUAUAGAGAUAUAUCCUACUGAUCCCAUAUAUGCAGCCCAAGUAAGAUCUUUCUCUUCACCGCCUAAGUACGUAAUCCUCCUGUCACCUUUUAUCUUCUCUCUAUGUGUUUGUGUGUGUGUGUGUGUGUAUAUAUAGCUAGGAUAGCAGAGUGUGAAGUGCAAGAACAAGAGAGAGAGAGAGAUCAAAAUGCGCAUGAAAAACAUCUUCGUUUUCAUGUCGUCCGGUACUUUUCUCUUGCUCCUGAUCAUCAUCUCGUUUCAUGGACCAACUAAAGCAGCUGAUGAUCAUCAGAAUGCCGGGAGAGGGAGUCGGAGAGACCGCCUUUACAUCGUGUAUAUGGGAUCUGCAGCCGCCUCAUCAACAACUAGUGAUGAUGAUAUUUCUUCCCUAAGGGAUGAUCAUGCUCAGCUCCUCAGUUCUGUCGUAACAAGGAAACCAAAUGCAGUGGUGCACACUUACAAGCAUGGUUUUUCAGGAUUUGCGGCUCGUCUCACGGACGAAGAGGCGCGAUCCAUUGCUUCAAAGCCUGGAGUUGUAUCUGUUUUUCUAGAUCCCAUAUUGAAACUCCACACUACUCAUUCCUGGGAUUUCCUCAAGUAUCAAACUGCUUUAAAAAUCGACUCAAAUCUUAACUCUAACAACUAUGAUGCCGCGGACGGAGUUUCAUUAGUUACCGCUGAUGGAUCUGACACCAUUAUCGGUAUUUUGGACACAGGUAUAUGGCCGGAGUCGGAGAGUUUCAAUGACCAAGAUAUGGGUCCUAUUCCGUCACGGUGGAAGGGUACGUGCAUGAAAUCAGAUGAUUUCAGUUCCUCCAACUGUAAUAGGAAGUUGAUAGGAGCAAGGUUUUAUAGCACUCCUGAAUCUGAUGGCACAAUAGAGAUUGAUUCCCCAAGGGAUACAGUGGGACACGGCAGCCAUGUGGCCGGAACAGCAGCAGGGACCCCUGUAUCAGAUGCGUCCUACUACGGCGUAGCAGCUGGGACUGCCAUAGGAGGCUCCCCGGGUUCAAGGAUCGCCAUGUACAAGGUAUGCUCGGAAGGAGGUUGUCGUGGCUCCGACAUUUUAGCUGCCUUUGACGACGCGAUUGCGGACGGGGUGGACGUUCUAUCCCUCUCGCUUGGUUCAGCCAGUGGGUUUCAGCCGGAGUUGAGCAACGACCCCAUUGCGAUCGGAGCGUUCCAUGCGGUGGAGCAGGGGAUUACCGUGGUCUGCUCCGCCGGGAAUGAUGGCCCUGACCCUGGAACCGUUGUGAACGCCGCACCCUGGAUUUUGACAGUUGGCGCCACCACCAUUGACCGAGAUUUCGAGUCUGAUGUGGUGUUGGGAGGCGGCACGGUGGUCAAGGGGAGAGCCAUAAAUUUUUCAAAACUCGAAAAAUCGCCUGUGUACCCGUUGAUAUAUGCUCUGUCUGCCCGCAAAGCUGAUGGUAAUGAACAUAGUGCAAGAUACUGCGAAGAAGAUUCCAUGGAAGCAGAAAAGAUCAAGGGGAAGAUUGUGCUGUGUGACUCCGGUGAUUAUUGGAGGAGCAGCCAGAUUGACGCGGUGACGAGUCUUGGCGGAGUAGGUGUCAUUUUUCAAGUAGAAAAUCCGGGGGUAGUCGCGAGUACAUACGGAGAAUUUCCGGCAACCGUCCUCAGUUUUAAGGACGGUCAAGAAAUCCUAUCCUAUAUCAACUCAACCAGAAACCCAGUUACAACCGUCCAACCAACAGUGACGGUGACGAAGUAUAAACCAGCGCCCACCGUCGUAUAUUUUUCAGCCAGAGGCCCUGCAUCCGGUACAAGGAACAUUCUCAAGGCAAGCAAGCUGGCUUCUCCUCUCCGAUUCCUAAUUUCCCAAGAGAGUACCCAUUUUCCUAAUGUAGCUUGUUUGCAGCCUGAUAUUGCAGCACCUGGUGUGAACAUUCUUGCACCAUGGAUCGGCAAUGAUUCGUCUGUUGCUCUCGAAGGAAAGGAUCCCCCGCUGUACAACGUCCUCUCGGGGACUUCCAUGUCAUGUCCCCAUGUUUCCGGGAUAGCCGCCACAGUCAAAGCUCAAAACCCCGCCUGGAGUCCCUCUGCGAUCAGAUCAGCGAUCAUCACCACAGCAUCUCAAACAGACAAUCUGGGAGCCCCAAUUAGUACAGAUAAAAAUUCUACAGCCACACCAUAUGACUACGGCGCAGGAGAAGUGACAACAACAGGACCGUUACAACCAGGGCUGGUUUAUGAAACUGGCACCGUCGACUACUUGAACUACCUCUGCUACUACGGCUACAACGUAUCACAAAUUAAAACCAUCUCAAAAACUGCUCCCAAAGAAUUUGCUUGCCCCAAGGAUUCCAAUGCUGACUACAUAUCAAAUAUCAACUACCCUUCAAUAGCAAUUUCCAACUUUAACGGAAAAGCGAGCAAGAACGUGACCAGGACGGUUACAAAUGUAGCAGGGGAUGGAGAAAUCAUUUUCACCGCUACCGUCGAUGCACCCAGCGGUCUAACUGUGAAAGUGAUUCCUGAUAAACUGCACUUUUCGAAGAACAACCAGAAGCUGAAUUACCAAGUGGUGUUCUCUCCCACAACUUCCUCUCCCAAGGAAGAUAUGUUUGGGUCUGUUACAUGGACAAACGCAAAGUAUAAAGUCCGAAGUCCAUUUGUCGUAGAUGUAUGAAAACUGACAGGAAGUACUUCAAUAAGUCAAGUUGUAACUAUCAUAGCGAUGUGUUGCCUCUGCAAUAAACAACAUCUGAGCAAAUAUAAAACCCCGCCCUGCUAAUCAAAUGCAAUCUUCAACACCACAAGAAAUCAAGAAAUUGGCAUGUCAUGAAAUGACUCCAAAUGCUGAUCACAUAAAUAAAACCCACGAAUAUCUGUUAAACCAACGGAUUUUAAUGAAAACAUAAGCUGACCUCUAUAGUCAAUCUGGAAGCCCC